Molecule: messenger RNA, 1165 nt
Organism: Aspergillus novofumigatus IBT 16806
Lineage: Eukaryota; Fungi; Ascomycota; Eurotiomycetes; Eurotiales; Aspergillaceae
Exons: 2
Coding region: 77-781 (234 amino acids)
Source: RefSeq, a predicted model, not a curated record
CAGACUCGAACUCCAAGGCAUGCUAUGUCUUAUCUAUCGUGCUACGUCUUAAACCGGGAGACCAUUUCUCGUCAAGAUGCGGCGGACACCCUUUGUAUUAUUUGUCAUUGCAUUUUGCUUCAUCGGCUCAGUAAUUGCAAAUCUGAGUCUGCCUCCGAGGUUCAGUCUGCGCAAGCGUCUCCCACGUUCACUUGUAGACAUCCCUCACUUACGGCACGAACAAGGCCUGCAGGACGAUACUGAACUAAGAAAUUGGCUUUCCAAACAACAGCCAGUAAUGAACAAGAUGUUCUCUUCCUCGUCAAGAGAGAACGACAGUGAGAAGCCUGUUGUCUCUGAUGUUCUUCCCAAGAACCGUGCCAUCAAUAUAUUUGCUUCUCUUACUCGGCAGUUUGAGCCUAUUGAAUCACGCCUUACCGAUUCAUCCAAAAAUACUACUGUCCUAGCUCCUCGGAACAGUGCUAUUCAAAGGUUGCCUUGCAAGCCCUGGGAGAACCCAGAAGACUACGAGAAGUUUGGUGGGGUGAGCGCAUAUGAAGGACAGGAAGGUGAAGAUAGAGCGAAGCAGAAUUUACAACGUUUCGUCGAGGCUCACAUCAUUACAACAAGUCCAUGGAGGGAGGAUGAAGAGGUGGAGACGCUUGGAGGGGCGAAACUGAAGUGGACCAAAGAUGGCGAUAAGAUAUAUAUCCAACCGGGUAAUGUCGAGGUUGACAAUAUCGCUGAGACGGUGACAAACGGUGAGCUUUGGAUUUUAAACGGCGUCGUCAACUACCGUUGAAAUCCUCUGUUUGCGAAGUACUGCACCGUUCGAGCAAUUAUCACACAAAACCCUCGAUGUAUAUCUGGAGGGAUGGAUGAGUUAUGCAUUGAACGACUUCCUUUAUAUACCAUAAUCUAUGUUCACGUCAGGCUUGCCAUGUCCUACAAUCCCCUGAAGUAUUCAUUUUCUCAUUUUUGCCUGUUAUGAAGAACAGCGGGAGUUUAGAUAGCCAACACAGUCAUAUUGUAUUGUUUGGAGGAUUAAGACACACUUGUUUGACUCUCCUCUAUAUGAAUAUAAAACAGUAUAAGGGAGAACUGUUUCCGCGCACCCAACACCAAUCAGCGAAUUUCCUUUGAGGCAUAGUUAUGUAGGACUCUCUCCUCAAUACCGUCCAGAAUA